This is a messenger RNA of Aspergillus heteromorphus CBS 117.55, 1122 nucleotides long. RefSeq names its product putative AT DNA binding protein. NCBI's taxonomy places the organism in Eukaryota, Fungi, Ascomycota, Eurotiomycetes, Eurotiales, Aspergillaceae. The transcript is spliced from 3 exons. Bases 1 to 1122 code for a protein of 373 amino acids. The record is from RefSeq and is a predicted model, not a curated record.
AUGUCGAGUCUACCAGAGAGGCCAUGGACUGAGGAGGAGAAGUACACUCUACUCACCGAAAUCCUGAAAAAGGCCCGGGUUCCUUCAAGCUAUCUUGUGAGAAUCAUUCGGGAAUUCGAUAUUAAGCCAAGCUGGGCGGACAUACCCUUUCCUCCAGGUACAGAUCCGCCGGCACCUUCUGCUUGUCUUCUGCCUCUGGCACCCUGGGCCGAUGCGGCUCGUGUCCUGAUCUUGUUGAUCGUGUAUCUGGACGAGGCUCGGCGCUCCCUCAACUCCUGCCAGCUGGCAUUCUAUAACAUGUAUCAACAUGCCCCGCUUUCUGCCAAUCCAAAUAUUGGACCGUUCCCCCCACAACCCCAUGAGCCCUCCGUCCCGGCUCCGAUUCCACUGGACAAUGUUAUGCGCAAGAGGCCGUUUCCUCCGGACAAGGCAAUCCGUGUGCCACGCGCGAUCCAACCACGUCCCGCAACCAGCACGGCUUCCUACAGCAGUGAGAGUGGUGCAUCGGCACUUUUGUCCCCGAGCUCGGAGAGCAUCACUUACAGAGGCGAGCCCGCUCGGAAACGAGGUCGACCUAGCAAGGCCGAAUCAGAGCGGCGCAAGGCAGCUGCUGAAGCCCGGGGAGAGACAUAUCCACCUCCACGGCGAUCUAGCUCCAACAAGGUAAAAGGGUCGUCUACGCCUGCGAGUCCCUCCGGAAUCGGACCCUUAGGGCCGCCGUUCAACCCUCAAGCCAGCAGCCGACCGUCGGAUCCAUUGCAACAUGACAUGCGCUACGUCCCUCUGCCGGGGAGACCACUGGCACUGAUGGGUCCGAGUAACGAAGAGCGACCGAGGAAUCUGCCAAAUCAGGAAAUGGGUCCUACAAUGAGAGAACUCCCACGCCCACCAGAGAUACGGCAGACACUUCCUUCGCCGCAAGCCUUACAAUUGGGGCAUAGGGACCCCCUCGCGCGGAGGGAACCUGGGGCACCCUUCGAACCUCGCCCGCCAGACAGAACCCCGUUUAUGGAGAGCAACCGAAGGAGUCUAAUACACCCUCCCAGCAGACACCCAGACGACCCGCCUACGUCGGCUCCGGAAUUACCAAUAAGCAGACCUUCUGAGAAUAGACCAGAAUGA